AACGAUUUACGGUCGUCUCGAUUACGUUGCCGGUCCAGGUUCGCCCCUCCUGUUUAACUACGGUACAUUUGGUCCUUCGCGUCCGGGUAUCAUGGACAAAAAUGAGCUUGAAAAGCUACAAACGAAAAGGGAGGUUAUGUUCGCGAAAGUGAAAUGGGAGUUAUCCAUCGCCGAAACUCUUCGCACGAGGAAUCCUACGAUUGAGGAAGUGCAAGAGCGAAAGGAUAAGCUCACGGAACUUGCUGGCCACUUCGAGAAAUUGCAGACCACCAUUGAAGAAAACACCAGCAACUUGGAAGAUGUAGCGUCGGUAUUCAACUACCGCCUGCAAUUCGACGAAGUGUAUUACCAAGCGAAGGGAUUUUACACAUCGUAUCUGGAAGAUAAUCAGGAUCGGAUGUCAAACUACAGUGCCGGUACAGGUGAAUCGACUAAUGAUCUUCGGGAUGCGAUUAGAGCGCUUGUGGAGACGCAGCAGGCAAUGAUUUUAAAUCAAAUGAGGCCAACUCCACCACUAGCUGCCGGACAGGUGUCGAAUCCGUAUCAUCCACUCAACGUAAAACUUCCGCAGCUGAACAUCCCAAUUUUCAAAGGAGAAAGGAAGAACUGGCACUCUUUCAAGGACUUGUUUGUGAGUACCAUCCACAACAGGGCUGAUCUGAAAGAUUACCUCAAGAUGCAGUACUUAUUGUCGUACUUAGACGGCGAUGCGAAGAAAAUGGUAAGCUCAUUUCCUAUAAGCGAUGCCAACUACCAGGAAGCCUGGGACACGCUAGAAGCACACUACGAUAAAAAGAAGUACACGGUUUUUGCUCUGGUCCGAGAAUUCAUCGAUCAACCAUCAACGUCAACUGUGAGCGGACUAAAGAAGUUAGUAACCACAUCGGAUGACGUGAUACGUCAGCUCAAGGCACUCGGAAACGAAUUCGAAUCAAGAGAUCCGUGGCUUAUUCACUUGCUGCGGGAAAAGGUCGACAAAGAAACACGAUCACUAUGGGCCCAGAAAAUAAUUGAUGUCGAUAAUCCGAUGUUCGCAGAUUUUUUGGAGUUUUUACAAAAGCGCUGCGACGCACUUGAAACGUGCACAGCUUUCACAAAGCGACCAAAUCAAGCAGACAACACAAAAAGGGACUGCGCAAAGGCACAUAUUAGUGAAAAGGUGCAAUCAUUCCACGCCAAUACGUCACCGUCAGGGUGCGUCAAAUGCCUGAAGGAUCAUCCGAUCUAUCACUGUGAUCGAUUCAAAGAAAUGGAAGUGGCGGAGCGCAGAGAACUGGCACAAACAGCAAAGCUAUGCUUUAACUGUUUGCGCUCUUCCCACACAGCAAGGAAAUGUCCCUCAAAAUCUGUAUGCCGUUCUGCGGACUGCAAGCAACGUCACCAUACACUGUUGUGCACACAAGAAGCAAGGCAAAAGGGAAGGAAAUCGGAACAAGAUCAGUCAAAGCAGGAAAUUGGAGAGGAUUUAGCUACGGCAUCGGUGAAUGUGAACUCAACACAGACUCACGAGGAUGGACGCGAAAUCACACUGCUGCCGACGGUGGUGACACAGGUAGCUGGAAGUGACGGUAAAUUGUACGACGUAAGAGCUCUUGUUGACAGUGGCUCGCAGGUAUCGCUCAUCACAGAGGCGUGCGUAAAGCGCCUAGGUUUGAGGCGUAGCAACGCCACAUUGGAAGUCACUGGAGUAAACGCAGAGGUUGUCGGCAAAACCGCCGGCAAGGUUACACUGGUGAUCACACCACGCUUCGAGAAAGCAAGAAAGCUCGUCACACAAGCCUACGUACUGGGAAAACUAACGGCAACCCUGCCGUGUCAGCGAUUUAAUGUGUCAAAUAUGUCCUAUUUGGAAGGACUGCAACUAGCCGACCCACAAUUCAACAAGCCUGGGUCAAUGGACAUUAUUCUUGGGGCCGACGUGUUUCUGUCCAUCCUACAAUCUGGACAGGUCAAGGAUCACUACGGAAAUCCUGUGGCACAGCGUUCCGUCUUCGGGUGGAUGGUUGCAGGGAAAGUCUCAACAGACGAAUGUGCCCAUUCGUAUCACUCGGUCAUCAAUCUGCAUCAAGAGGUUGAUAUCGAUCGGACUCUGCGGCUGUUUUGGGAAGAUCAGGAGCUCCGUGAACCCAGGCAGCUAACUAAGGAUGAACAAAAAGUGGUUGAGGGUUUCAAUUCCACUCUCACACGUUCUCAGGAAGGUCGCUUCAUCGUCCGCUUACCAAUGGAUGAUUCGAAGCUCAAACUUGGAGACUCUCUGGUCGCUGCUACCAGACGAUUAAGGUUCAUGGAACGCAGAUUUGACAACGAUAGUGGUUUCAAACAACGAUACGUAUCCUUCAUGCAGGAAUAUCAGGAACUGGGACAUAUGAAGAUUGUUCCACAAGAAGAAAUUGACGUUGACUGCUCCCAGUCAUAUUACUUGCAACAUCACGGAGUUAUUAAAGAGGAGAGCGCCACUACCAAGCUCAGGGUGAUGUUCGAUGGCUCAGCCGUUACCACAAGCGGAACAUCACUGAACGAUGUAUUAUUAGAUGCCCCAAACAUCAAUGCGGAUCUCUUCGAAGUGCUGCUACGAUUCAGAUCGUACCCGGUGGCAUUCAUAGCGGACAUCGAGAAGAUGUACCGCCAAGUUUUAGUUCAUCCUAGCGACACCGACUACACGCGCAUCGUAUGGCGGGAUUCCCCGGACAAACCCAUCCAACAUUUCCGACUGCUCACUGUUACUUAUGGCUUGAAGAAUUCAGGAUUCCUGGCAAUGGCAGCGUUGCACAAGGCAGCAGAAGCAUUCGAGGUUAAGUAUCCAGAAGCGGCAGAGCGAAUUAAACGACACACUUACGUUGACGAUCUAACAUCUGGCGCGGACUCUGUGGAGAAGGCUAAGCGAAUAAUCAAGCAAAUCAACGAGAUACUUGGUGCGGCAGGUUUUACUCUCCGCAAAUGGAGUUCAAACUCAGCUGAAGUAUUAGAGUCUCUAUCAGACAUCAACAACAACUCGAUGGCGAUACAAUUCCCGGAUGAACGAAACACCGUGAAAGCCCUUGGGACGCAUUGGGUUCCAGGAGAAGAUGUCUUUACAUUUAAGGUGACUAUGGCAAACGACGGACCGAACACAAAACAUCAACUGCUAUCGGAUUCUGCCAAACUGUUCGACCCAUUCGGAUGGUUUGCACCAGUGAUAGUACGAGUCAAAAUUCUCUACCAAAGGUGUUGGCUCUACGACCUUAACUGGCAUGACGCAUUACCUCCUGUCAUCGAGGAGGCAUGGAUGGAAGUGAAAGAAAACCUACAUCAGCUGGAGCAAAUCAAGAUACCAAGAUGGGCGGCAAACUUCAACGGCCGCAUUGAACUACACGGGUUUUCUGACGCUUCAGAGGAGGCGUAUGCUGCUGUGAUAUACUUGAGGUCAGUGGACAGCAACGGCGAGAUCAAUGUUACUCUACUUGCUGCGAAGACGAAGGUCGCUCCAGUUCGUCAAGUUUCAAUACCGCGUCUGGAACUGAAUGCAGCUGAAUUGUUGGCAAAACUGAUGAAGCACGUAGCAGAACCUUUCAAAAGAUUCCACAUCGAGCAAUAUGCCUGGACUGAUUCCACCAUUGUACUGCAGUGGUUAUCCGGUCACCCCCGCAAGUGGAAUACGUACAUAGCCAAUAGAACUUCUUCGAUUUUAGACAUCUUGCCUAGGAAGCACUGGGCGCACGUCUCAUCAAAGGAUAAUCCAGCAGACUGUGCUUCUCGAGGCAUUUCUCCGCAAGAGCUUGUCAGCCAUCCGAUCUGGUGGACAGGUCCCGCAUGGUUGUAUGCCGCUUCGUCUAACUGGGGUCGAGACAUGCCACACGACACAUACGACGAGGAAACACUGGAGGUAAGAAAGCGUUUCCAAUCUCUCAAUGUUACGGUUAGUUUUCCAGCAUCGAAUAAUGUCAUCGAAAGAGAAAUCCUGGAGAAAAGAUCCGAUCUUACCACGGCAUGCUGGCAGCUCGCCCGUGUGAAUAGAUUCGUAUCCAAUAUGAAGAGUUUGAUUGGCGACACCAACAAAGUCACCGGUCCCAUAUUGCCAUCGGAGCUGCAUCGAGCUCGAAUGCAUUUCGUUCGACUAGCGCAGCAGGAGUUAUACGAAGAAGAAAUUAAAGCACUGAUUCGUGGGGAUGAAGUUCCUGCCAAAUCCAGCAUUUCGAGCUUGUACCCGUUUCUGGACGGCAUCGGCAUACUUAGAGUUGGGGGACGAUUGCAGCAUUCGAUGUAUUCCUUCGAUAUCAAACAUCCGAUAAUCCUAUCGAAAGAGCACCGUUUCACAAAACUAUUGGUAGAGGAAAUCCACGUCAACAACUGUCAUGCUGGGCCAACUUUGAUCACAGCAACCAUCAAUCAACGAUACUGGAUCCAAGGAUGUCAAACAGCCAUCAAGCGAGUAAUUCGGAAGUGCAUGACGUGCUGUCGUCAGAAGGCGCAAGCUGCCAAGCAGCUUAUGGGAAGUCUGCCAGCGUCUCGAGUAACAGCGUGUCGACCUUUCGCCCAUGUUGGGGUGGAUUAUGCUGGCCCAAUAAUGGUGCGCUGCAGUAACACGCGAGGAGCACGAUGUAUGAAGGGAUAUAUCGUCGUUUUUGUUUGCCUUUCAAGAGCCUUUAAGAGAAUGAUUGCGCGCCGUGGAUACUGCAGUGAAAUAUGGUCGGAUAAUGGCACUAACCUGGUUGGAGCAGAUCGACAAUUGCAGGAAGUAUAUGAAAUGGUGACAAAGCACGCCAAGCAAAAGGAGCACUUCUUCGCAAAUUUAGGAAUCCGUUGGCGAUUUAUACCACCGGCAAGCCCGCACCAGGGUGGCAUUUGGGAGGCUGCGGUAAAAAGCGCCAAAGAGUUGCUACGACCAAUCGUUGGUAAUGAGAAGCUGACAUAUGAAGAACUGUCUACGGUAUUAUGCCAAGUGGAAGCCUGUCUUAAUUCGAGACCCCUUUGCUCUAUAUCGUCAUGCCCUGACAGUCUCGAGGCGCUCACGCCGGGCCAUUUUUUGGUAGGCCAACCUCUAAAUUCGUUGCCUGAACCAGACGUCACCCAUCUCAGGAUGAACAUGCUCGAUCGGUGGCAGCGAGUUCAACGAUACACGCAGGACUUCUGGCAGCGCUGGCGAGAUGAGUACAUCGCUACACUGCAGCCCAGAGGGAAGUGGAAAACCAAGGAACAGAAUUUGAAUCCUGGACAACUCGUUCUCGUUAAAAACGAUAAUUGUCCGCCGUCAGCAUGGGAGCUGGCUCGCAUUGUCGCUGUACAUCCAGAUCAACAAGGAUUAGUUCGCAACGUCACGCUGCGCAGAGGCAAGUCGGAAUAUCAGCGCUCUGUCCAGAAGUUAUGUCCGCUUCCUGUUUGAGCCGUUGCCUCAAGGCGGGGUGGAUGUUUAUGAUCAUACAUGCGUCGACCCCUCGACGCCAACCAACAAUUUAUUUUCU
Molecule: messenger RNA, 5438 nt
Organism: Armigeres subalbatus
Lineage: Eukaryota; Metazoa; Arthropoda; Insecta; Diptera; Culicidae
Exons: 2
Coding region: 92-5359 (1755 amino acids)
Biological process (GO): DNA integration; proteolysis
Molecular function (GO): zinc ion binding; nucleic acid binding; aspartic-type endopeptidase activity
Source: RefSeq, a predicted model, not a curated record